AUGGCUAUUCAUCGUGUUCUGGCUCUCUUGAGCCUUUGGUUGGGCCUCGCUGCAGCUAUCCCUUCAUCCCACAUUUACAAAAGAUCGGUAUCUUCUCAACCCCUGCCACCGAGUGAAGAUCCGUGGUAUUCUGCUCCCGAUGGUUACGAAGAUGAAGAACCUGGCACCGUGCUUCGUCUGCGUCCUGCACCCGGAAACCUGUCCGCCAUUGUCGGCAACAGCUCCGCCAUCUACAACGUUCUUUACCGUACAACCGACAGCCAGUAUAAAGCCACAUGGGCUGUCACAACACUCUAUGUUCCCAAGCUAGGAGCGAACAGCACUGCUGCCCGUGUGUUCAACCAGAGUGCUGUUAUUUCGUACCAGGUACCCUACGACUCGGCUGAUGUCGACGCUAGUCCUAGCUACACUGCCUAUUCUUCUGGUGGCACUGACUUGUUCAAUCUUGCUUUGGGUCUGGGCGUCUUUCUCAACGUGCCUGACUAUGAAGGCCCCUUGGCUUCCUUCACAGCUGGUGUCAUCUCUGGACACGCAACUCUUGAUUCCAUACGCGCCGUGCUUUCUCUAGGCCUUGGUCUCAACACUACCUCGUCUCGUGUUGCGCUCUGGGGAUACUCUGGAGGCGCAUUGGCCAGCGAAUGGGCUUCUGAGCUUGCAGUGCAAUAUGCACCCGACCUCCAGGAAACUGUUGUUGGCGCUGCCAUUGGCGGUAUAACACCCAACAUCACUGCUGUGGUGGAGAGCAUCUCCGGAAAAGAUGCUGCAGGCUUAGCACCUAGUGGCAUUCUUGGAAUCACAAGCCAGUACCCCGAAGUACAGAAGUAUGUCAUUUCGAAGCUCAAGACAGAGGGGCCUCAGAACAAGACUGGUUUCCUGGCUGUAGAGAACUUCACCGUUGAGGAAGCCGGUGCCGCAUACGCUGGGGCCGACAUCUUUGACUUCUUCGAAUACGGCAUGGAUUUGUUCCGCGAUCCCAAGGUCCUGAAGGUCAUCAACCGCGAUGGCAUAAUGGGUUAUCACGGCGUCCCUCAAUGGCCUAUCUUUGCCUACCAAGCUGUUCAUGAUGAGAUCAGCCCCAUUGCCAACACGGACAAGUUAAUUGAGCGAUACUGCGCCGUUGGAGCCAACAUCUUGUACCAGCGUAACUCCGUUGGAACACACGCUCAAGAAUUUGUUCUUAGCGCUGCUCCUGCUAUUCAGUGGCUGGCAACUGUUCUGACAGGCCAGUACGCAAGUGUGUAUAAGACUGAGGGGUGUACUAUUCAGAACGUAACAAGGAAUAGUACUGCAAUCCCUUUAAAGAAGAGGAAUGUACCAAACGGUGUGUUUAGCUUGUGGUAA
Fusarium venenatum is the source of this 1341-nucleotide messenger RNA. RefSeq names its product secretory lipase-domain-containing protein. Gene Ontology annotation, biological process: lipid catabolic process. NCBI's taxonomy places the organism in Eukaryota, Fungi, Ascomycota, Sordariomycetes, Hypocreales, Nectriaceae. The record is from RefSeq and is a predicted model, not a curated record. Gene Ontology annotation, molecular function: triacylglycerol lipase activity.